Molecule: messenger RNA, 1135 nt
Organism: Vitis riparia (riverbank grape)
Lineage: Eukaryota; Viridiplantae; Streptophyta; Magnoliopsida; Vitales; Vitaceae
Exons: 6
Coding region: 84-977 (297 amino acids)
Molecular function (GO): S-adenosylmethionine-dependent methyltransferase activity
Source: RefSeq, a predicted model, not a curated record
CUCGUGCUUGUUUUCCUAGAAAAAGAAAAAGGGAAGAGCAAAAGAGAGGAAAAGGUACCAAGAAAAUCGGCGAAGGUGGUGGGAUGACAACACCUUUGAGGCUAAUGUUGCCUCUAACCACCGCCGCUACCACUGCCACCUUCAGUUUCUCUUCUUUUUCUUCCAAAUCCCUAAUAUUCUUUCAAUCACCAAGCCCUAGUCUCAGUUCCCCUAGCCCCAAUCCCUUCAACCCCUUCCCUUCCUACUACUCUUUUUCUUCUUCUCAAUCCCAUCGCAGGUGUGUUCCAGAAAAAGGAUCCACUCUUUCAUCAAGACACAAGUGGAUUUGUGGACAUAUGAGAAAAGAUCAAGACGGGGGUAGUUGGAGGGAUGAAGAGGAGAACCCAGGGCGUAUUUUUUGUUCUGACGAAGAGGUUGCCAGUCAAGUUCCAACUCAAGCCCAAUCCCUAGUGGAAGGGUCAGGGGCGGUGCUGGUAUCAGAGUUUAAACCUGUUCCUGAUGUGGAUUAUCUGCAGGAGUUAUUGGCCAUCCAACAACAAGGGCCAAGAGCUAUUGGGUUCUUUGGGACAAGGAAUAUGGGAUUCACACAUCAAGAACUUAUUGAGAUUCUCAGCUAUGCUAUGGUUAUAACUAAAAACCACAUUUUUACAUCAGGAGCAUCUGGCACUAAUGCAGCUGUUAUCAGAGGUGCGCUAAGAGCAGAGAAACCAGAGCUGCUUACUGUAAUCUUACCUCAGAGUUUGAAGAUGCAACCUCCUGAGAGCCAAGAACUACUGUCUAAAGUGAAAAAUGUAAUAGAGAAGCCUUACAAUGAUCAUCUUCCUUUGAUAGAAGCCAGCAGGCUAUGUAAUAUGGACAUCAUUUCACAUGUACAGCAAGUCAUUUGCUUUGCUUUUCAUGAUAGCAAGCUUCUCAUGGAAACAUGCCAAGAGGCCAAAAAUCUCCGGAAAAUUGUGACUCUCUUCUACCUGGACUGAAGGACACAACUUUUUCAUCUGUUUAUACAAUCUAAAUGGCUUUCAUUUGGCUUGUAAAUUUUCAUUGCAGAAUGUAAAACAGAGAAAAAAGAGGGCCCAUUUGAACCUCUUCCUUUAAUUCCAAAGGACAAUAUAUAAAUGCAAUUUUGAUUUGUUCA